GUCUUAUUUGCACUUAACAUUUAUUCUACCUUUCCUCUCUUAUUCUCCUUUAUGUAGUUUCUAGUCACUCAGCACAGAAAUCAAUAUGCAUUUGAAUUAUUUACUUUUUUUCAGGCUGAGAGACAAGACUUGAAACCAAAGAGUUAACUCCAAAGUCCAACAUUAUUGAAAAUUUGCCCUAUGGGGUCAUAAUGGAAAGGGAAGAUCUCUGGCAUUCAGCUUUAGGGGCUGUCUGGGACCCAUCUUGUUGGUUAGAGGGGCAAGAGGAAAGAUAUCUGGGCCAAGUGGCAGCGGCCCAAAAGGAAACGUUUAAUGACAAGAGGGUAUGUGGAGGUAAUAAAACUGAAAAAUGUUCCAUUGAAGGUUCAGUGCUUAAUCCACAAAGCAUUCCUUUGACGAAAAGAACCUACAAUUGGAAUUCAUAUGGAAGAAAUUCCAAACAAAAUUCCGAGUUAAUGAAAACUUCAAGAAUGUUUGUAGGAAAGAAAAUAUAUGAAUGUGAUGAGUGUGGGAAGACAUUCAGCCAGAGUUCAUCCCUGCUUAAGCACCAGAGAAUCCACACUGGGGAGAAACCUUAUAAAUGCAGUGUAUGUGACAAACACUUCAUUGAACGCUCCUCCCUCACUGUACAUCAAAGAACUCAUACAGGAGAAAAACCUUACAAAUGUAAUGAGUGUGGAAAAGCCUUCAGUCAGAGUAUGAACCUUACUGUUCAUCAAAGAACUCAUACUGGAGAGAAGCCUUAUCAGUGCAAAGAGUGUGGAAAAGCUUUCCGUAAGAAUUCAUCCCUUAUUCAACAUGAAAGGAUUCAUACUGGCGAGAAGCCCUACAAAUGUAACGACUGUGGGAAGGCUUUUACACAAAGUAUGAAUCUUAGAGUGCAUCAGAGAACUCAUACGGGAGAAAAACCCUAUGAAUGUAGCGAAUGUGGAAAAGCCUUCAGUCAAAGCAUGCAUCUUAUUGUUCAUCAGAGAAGUCAUACUGGAGAAAAACCCUAUGAGUGCAGUGAGUGUGGAAAAGCCUUCAGUAAAAGCUCAACUCUCACUCUCCAUCAGCGAAAUCACACUGGAGAAAAACCCUAUAAAUGUAACAAGUGUGGUAAAUCAUUUAGUCAAAGCACAUAUCUUAUAGAACAUCAGAGACUUCACUCUGGAGUGAAACCUUUUGAAUGUAACCAGUGUGGAAAAGCAUUUAGUAAGAAUUCUUCUCUUACUCAGCAUCGGAGAAUUCACACUGGUGAGAAACCCUAUGAGUGUAUGGUAUGUGGAAAGCAUUUCACUGGGAGAUCAUCACUGACUGUACAUCAGGUUAUACACACUGGAGAGAAACCUUAUGAAUGCACUGAAUGUGGAAAGGCCUUCAGCCAAAGCGCCUACCUAAUUGAACAUCAAAGGAUUCAUACUGGUGAAAAACCCUAUGAAUGUGACCAGUGUGGAAAAGCUUUCAUUAAGAAUUCGUCUCUUAUAGUGCACCAGAGGAUACAUACAGGAGAGAAACCCUAUCAGUGUAAUGAAUGUGGGAAAGCCUUCAGUAGGAGUACAAACCUCACAAGACAUCAGAGGACUCAUACAUGAGAGAACUUUUCACUUACACCUUCAUCUUGAUUAAUUUUUAAAUAAUAACCAGAUGUCAUAUUAAUGUAGAUAUUUAAUAACCAUAACUGAUGUGGGAACCUUUUAGUUGAAUCGCAGUAUCAUACCAGAUAAUAAAACCAUAGCAGAGUAACCUUAUGAGAGUGGAGAACACUUUGGUUCAGAUGGUAAAAUUUUAUAUCAGGUUUAAGUAGCUGAUACAUAAAUGAUGACUUAGGGCGGAGACAAACUCUGUUGUAUCAUGCUGAGAAUUCUGAUUUACAGUUUUGACACUGUAAAAUGUGAUAGUGCUUAACUGGACAACCCACCAAUCUAGUAUAUAGUUCUAAUCCCCUGUUAACUUAAACAAGUCACCCACUUUCAUCAGGUCACAGUGUACUUGUGUGGUAAAUGAGAGAUUUGGGAUUAGAAGGCCUCUGGAAUCUGUUUUAGAUAAAAUAUCCAAAAACAGGAUGCAGGGAUUUUUUUUGGUCUUUUGCUGUUUAUCUGUGCUUUGAAGAUACUUUUAUUUUAUAUUGUGGUUUUCUUGAAUGUUUUAGAUUAAAGUCCUCUACCUCAAAGUUCUAUUGUCCUUCAAGUUCUCCCUUUUCCCUACAUUUCUCCUAAAAUGUAGGCUAGUUACUACUUGGUGGUAGAUAAAUUGAAUAUUUUAAUGCCAUAGCAUGCUCUUUUGAAUUCUCAACUAAUAGUCAUUAAACUGUUGUUAAAUAAGCUGGUUAUAUUUAGAUGACAGUGUAACUUAAAAUAUAAUUUUUAAGUACUUUGUGUCUUACUGACUGUCAUGGAAAUUUAAAGACAUGUGGGCUGAAUACUAAUUGUGCAGGGUAGUUUUAUGUCAAUUUAACAUAAGUUAAAGUCAUCAAGAGGAGGGAACCUCAAUUAACAUCUCCAUAAAAUCGGGCUGUAGGCAACUUAUAGGUAAUUAUUGCCUGUUAGCCAUUGUGGGUGGCACCAUCCCUGGGCUGAUGGUCCUGAGUUCUCUAAGAAAGCAGGCUGGGCAAGCCAGCAACAGAACUCCUCCAUGGCUUCUGCAUCAGCUCCUGCCUCCAGAUUCCUGCUGUUUGAGUUCCUGUGCUGACUUUCUUCAAUAAUGAACAGUGAUGUGGAAGUGUAAGCCAAAUAAACUCUUUCCUUUCCAA
Phodopus roborovskii (desert hamster) is the source of this 2731-nucleotide messenger RNA. It is a transcript of the gene Zfp2, whose product is annotated as ZFP2 zinc finger protein. Lineage: Eukaryota; Metazoa; Chordata; Mammalia; Rodentia; Cricetidae. The transcript has a single exon. Gene Ontology annotation, biological process: regulation of transcription by RNA polymerase II. The record is from RefSeq and is a predicted model, not a curated record. Gene Ontology annotation, molecular function: RNA polymerase II cis-regulatory region sequence-specific DNA binding; DNA-binding transcription factor activity. The coding region runs from base 192 to 1574 and encodes 460 amino acids.